AUGCUUCCUUGUAAAGUUAACCACCAUGAUGAUGAUGAUGAUGAUGAUGAGGCCGGCCAUAACGGUUCCAAAUUGGAAAUCUAUUUUGCUUCUGGCACUCGACACCUACUGAGCGCAGAUUCAUCAAAUGCGGCCGGAUACUUCAGUUCCCAGAAUAAAGUACCAUUGAUGUCGAUUCCGGCUCUUCAUCAUCUACAUAUUUUUAUCUUCGUCCUGGCCAUUGCCCAUGUCACGUUCUGUGUUCUCACAGUUUCUUUUGGAGGGCUUAAGAUACAAAAAUGGAAACAAUGGGAAGAUGAUAUUGCAAAAGAGCAUUAUGAUUUAGAGAGACUAAUUGCAGAGUUGGAGAAAAAGUUCAUUCAUGUCCAGCAGCAUGAUUUUAUCAAACAUCGUUUUCAGGGUUUCGGUAAACGUUCAGUUCCUCUAGGGUUGUUGUCAUCGUUUUUCAAGCAAUUCCAUGCAUCUGUUACCAAAGCCGAUUACGAGGCACUAAGGCUAGGUUUCAUCAUGACCCAUUGCAAAGGGAAUCCCAAGUUUAAUUUUCACAAAUACAUGAUACGAGCCUUGGAAGAUGAUUUUAAGGAAGUUGUUGGUAUAAGUUGGUAUCUCUGGGCGUUCGUGAUCAUCUUCUUGUUGCUGAAUGUUAAUGGAUGGUAUACAUAUUUCUGGAUAGCUUUCAUUCCUUUCAUUCUUCUUCUUGCUGUGGGGACCAAGAUGGAGCAUGUGAUUACCAGUUUGGCUCAUGAUGUUGCUGAGAAACAUGUAGCCAUUGAAGGGGAAUUAGUGGUAAGACCAUCAGAUGAGCUCUUUUGGUUCGACAAUCCUCGUCUGGUUCUCAAGUUGAUCCAUUUUAUCCUCUUCCAAAAUGCUUUCGAGAUUGCGUUUUUCUUUUGGAUUUGGGUUCAAUUCGGGUUCGAAUCGUGCCUAAUGGGUAAACUUUAUUAUAUCAUUCCAAAGCUUACCAUAGGGAUGUUCAUUCAAGUCGUCUGUAGUUACAGUACCCUGCCACUUUAUGCCAUCGUCGCACAGAUGGCAAGCUCAUUCAACAAGGCAAUAUUUGAUGACCAUGUGCAAGCGAGUCUUCUUGGUUGGGCAAAGAAGGUGAAGAAAAAGCAGGCCCUAAAGCUUGCGACUCAAGCAAAGCCCUCGGAAAGCCCUUUCAUGUCAAUGCAGAUAGUGGAGGAUGCUAAAUCCGAUGCUUCUUCCGCGAAGGAGGAUGAUCCUGAAAAGGGUUCCAAUGAUGCGAAAUGA
Messenger RNA from Hibiscus syriacus, 1251 nucleotides. Its product is annotated as MLO-like protein 1. Gene Ontology annotation, cellular component: membrane. Gene Ontology annotation, biological process: defense response. NCBI's taxonomy places the organism in Eukaryota, Viridiplantae, Streptophyta, Magnoliopsida, Malvales, Malvaceae. The transcript is spliced from 12 exons. Bases 1 to 1251 code for a protein of 416 amino acids. The record is from RefSeq and is a predicted model, not a curated record.